AUGUGGAACAUGAGCUGCCCGACAAUGGUCUGCUCUUCCGUGUACUGUGUAUACCAGAGGUCAGCCAUGAAUCGCAGACUGAUGUAUCGAGUACGAGCCGGCGCAUUCGAGGUGUGCCGCAUGUUGCGCCUCAACCGCCAGGCAAAGCGGUAUCGAGUACGCGGACCUUCGGCGCGGACUGUCGGCCAGCGAUCCACCCCUCCAAAAGAAAGUGAGGGGCUGACAGUACUUGAAAGCUACCUGGUUCUCUCACUGCGACGUCACCGCACCACGAGUACACUUGUGUGUCGCUUGUCGAGGCCACCGCUGCCGCCCAGGUGA
This is a messenger RNA of Colletotrichum lupini, 321 nucleotides long. RefSeq lists its product as uncharacterized. NCBI's taxonomy places the organism in Eukaryota, Fungi, Ascomycota, Sordariomycetes, Glomerellales, Glomerellaceae. The record is from RefSeq and is a predicted model, not a curated record. The transcript has a single exon. Bases 1 to 321 code for a protein of 106 amino acids.